Molecule: messenger RNA, 3436 nt
Organism: Arachis ipaensis
Lineage: Eukaryota; Viridiplantae; Streptophyta; Magnoliopsida; Fabales; Fabaceae
Product: pentatricopeptide repeat-containing protein At1g73400, mitochondrial-like
Molecular function (GO): protein binding
Source: RefSeq, a predicted model, not a curated record
CUUCCCCUCAGUUACGAACGCCUCCCCCCUCUCCCCCAGAAACGGCUUCCCCUCAGUUACGAACGCCUCAGAAACGGCUUCGUUUUGAUAAUGAAAACCACUAACCUAAGCCAACCCGCUCCCCUCAGUUACGAACGCCUCCUCUCUUCUCUCUCACAAAAAUGAAAAAUCCAAUCCUAAGAUUGUAACCUAUCAGAGCGCAGAGCACAGUCACGUCUCCACCCGUUAGCCCCGACCACUAUCGGCGCCGGCGGUGACAACCAGUGGUGGACAUUCUCGCCACUCGAAGAUCUGGUCUUUUUCUCGCGUCGCAGAAGGUGGGUUCGGAGCAGCUGUUGUCAUCAAGCUCGCUCUGUCCUCGUCGUCGUCCCAACCGCAGAUUAAAAUAAUUGAUACAAGUCCGUGCACUGCACACAUAAAAAUUCAAGGACAAACUCAAAUAACCGCUCAGCAACAGCACCGAUGGUUGGAAGAACUGAAUGAGGUGGUGUAAUUGGUAUUCCCCAAAAAAUGUCUGCUUCACAUUAGCACUGCCUAUAUCCUGACCAGUCGAUGCAAAGUGAUUCUUCAGUUGGAUCGGGUCAGUCGGUUCAACCUGUAAUCCACCGGUUGAACUAGUGACCUGAUAGUCUCAAUCACCGGUUUGGUUCUGACAACUAUGCCUUAUGCUACUCUUUGGCCCCUCCAGUCUUCCCUCUCAAAAACGACGCCGAAUUUGGAACGAAGCUGCAUCAUCAGUCAUUGUAAGCUCUUCCCUCCCAUUCCUCUGUUUCUAAGUACUUCGCAUAAAACCUACACAUACCCACAAUCCAAAUUUGUAUUGCUAUAAUCUAUUUCAUCAAUGCCUUCGAUUUCAAGAAGCAAAACGAUGGUGGGUAUGUUUCAUAGGUACCUAAACUAUGUGAAAAGUCCUUCCUUUUCUCCAUUAACCCUUCAAGCUCCACCUCAAACUGAAACCACACUUCAAUUGCCAGUUUUUUCUUCUUUUCGGCACCCUCCUUGCCAUAUUUCAAGAUCACAUGCUUCUUGUGUUUACUUAAUUCAGUCUUCAUCACUGCAUAUUCACUCUUUUGGUAAACAUGUUGUUCCAAUGCGGAAUUAUUGUUCAGAAACUGUCUCAGUGAUCCAAAAUUCUAGCUUUAGUGUGAAUGUUGAAGAAGUUAAUGGUUUAGAGAGCUAUGUUGAUAAGGUUUACAACUCUGUGAUGGAUAGUUCUCUAGGUUUUAACAAUUUGGAAAAUGCUCUUGAUCAAUUGGGUGUUCCAUUGUCUACCCCAUUGGUCACCGGGGUGUUGUAUAGGCUUCGUUAUGACGAAAAGAUUGCAUUUCGGUUCUUCACUUGGGCUGGCUGUCAACAGAAUUAUUCACAUGAGCCUUGUGCUUAUAAUGAUAUGAUGGACAUCUUAUCUUGUACUAAGUACAAGACUAAGCAGUUCCGGAUAGUUUGCGACAUGCUGGAGUAUAUGAAGAGGCAUAACAAGAACACGGUGCCAGUUGAAGUCGUCUUGACGAUUUUGAGGAGGUAUACAGAGAAGUAUCUGACUCGUGUGCAGAAGUUUGCGAAGAAGAAGAGGAUAAGAGUGAAGACACAGCCAGAAAUAAAUGCAUUUAACUUGCUCUUGGAUGCCCUGUGCAAGUGUUGCUUAGUUGAGGAUGCUGAAGGUCUGUAUAAGAAAGUUAGGAAAAGGAUCAAGCCCAAUGCAGAUACACACAAUAUAUUGGUUUUCGGCUGGUGUAGGGUUAGAAACCCGACUAGGGCAAUGAAAUUCCUGGAAGAGAUGAUUGAAUUGGGUCAUAAGCCUGACAAUUUCACUUACAACACCGCCCUUGAUACCUUUUUCAAGGCAGGCAUGAUAACCGAGGCACUAAAUCUUUUUGAAUUCAUGAGAACGAAAGGUUCAACCAUAUCUUCUCCCACUGCAAAGACUUAUGCAAUUGUAAUUGUGGCGCUUGUGCAAAAUGAUAGAAUGGAGGAGUGUUUUGAACUUACGGGGCAUAUGAUUAGCAAUGGUUGCCUUCCUGAUGUUUCAACAUACAAGGAUAUAAUUGAAGGGAUGUGUUUGAAUGGAAAGAUAGAUGAAGCUUACAAGUUCUUGGAUGAGAUGGGAAAUAAAGGUUACCCUCCAGAUAUUGUUACUUAUAAUUGUUUCCUCAAGGUCCUUUGUGACAAUAAGAAGUCUGAGGAAGCCCUUAAACUAUAUGGAAGAAUGAUUGAAUUCGGUUGCCUUCCUAGUGUUCAGACUUAUAAUAUGCUGAUUUCAAUGUUUUUUGAUAUGGAUGAUCCUGAUGGGGCAUUUGAGACUUGGCACGAAAUGGAGGAGCGAGUUUGCAGACCGGACACACACACUUACUGUCUGAUGGUUGAGGGGCUAUUUCGCUGCAAUAGAAUUGACGACGCUUUUAUUCUUUUGGAAGAAGUGAUAAACAAGGGAAUAAAGUUGCCAUAUCGGAAGUUCGAUUCUUUUUUGAUGCAACUCUCGACAAUUGGUGAUCUCCAUGCCAUUCACAGGCUUUCAGAUCACAUGAGAAAGUUCUAUAAUCAUGCUAUGGCAAGACGUUAUGCACUAAGCCAGAAGCGUAAGAGCAUGAGUUUGAGAGGAUAGUAAUAAGUUCUUGAUUGGUUUUGUGCUACUAAUUGUCAUCGGACCCUGGAGGAGGCGAAGACACAAAGUUAGGACAGCUCUUUUCAUGAUAGGUUCAAGGAAUAUUACCUGCAACAAUGGCAGGUAUUUCAUGAUUUCAUACGCCUUAAAGUUCAUCACUGCACCAUUUAUUGUACUAUUUCAUGACAACAACUAGUUGCUCAUCUAACGUGCUUGACUUGUUAUGCUAUAAAGUGCGAAAAUUUUCAUUACUGGAUCUUAUUUUUGCUCACUUUUAGUUCGUCCAUUGAAAUUCUGGAAGCUUCGAUGAUGCAGUUUGAUUGUGCUCUGCUGCUUAGUUGAUGCAACCUGCUGAUCUAGCGAUUUGAAGAUCCAUGCCUAGAUUUUAUGGCCUCAUGCAUUGUGGUUGUGAACUUUUAAUAAUUCCAUUUGUGAGAUUCUGUUUGGCAUUUUGAUGAGGCUACAGUAUGCUGUGCCUUCGAAAUUAUCUCAUUGUGUAACAAUCAUAACAAGUGGGCCUUUUUUUCAAUAAGAUCAUUAUACUUUUCAUUUCUAAACUUUUGGGCACAUUGUAUUUUUCUAUUUCCAUUUCCUCAUUUGUUUUCUUCAUACACUUUGUUAAAGAAGGUAGUUUGUUUUGUUGGAGAGUUUAGAUCAGGUAACUAGGCAAGUGACUUAAUGUGAGAUCUUUACUUUGAUUGCUUUCUGUAUCUAUCUAUCUAUUAAUAUAUGAUAAGAAUGUAGUAGGUGGUUGGUUGCUCAACAAGUGGAGCUUCAAAUGGUCGACAAGUGUUAGCUUUCACUGAGUGACACGUGGUGAAGCAAUAAAAAAAU